AUGGAAAAGUUUUUGAUAAAUCUGCUGAAUAUUGUUCUAGUUUAUACCAGAACAGACGAAUGUCUUCAGAUUCAUGUACUCCCUGAUGGCAGUAUACGAGUCUACUCGCGUAACCAAGAGAAUAAUACCUCUAAGUUUCCUGACAUCGUUAAUACCUUGAUACCAGCUGCCCUCAAAAUUGCAUUUCUUUCAACGCAGGCGAAUCGUCGCCUCCUUCGGGUUACUGACGCUUCCUUAUUGACUCAUUCGAGUCAUUGCAAGACCAAGAAGUCUUCUGAAUCGAUCUGUGGCAACGAAUCUUUGGAUAAUGAAGAUAUCUCCGGACGUAUUCCAAUUACCUCAUGCAUAAUCGACUCCGAAGCUGUGGCCUGGGACCGUGCAGCAGGUCGGAUUUUGCCCUUCCAAAUUUUAGCUACUAGGAAGCGUAAAGUAUGUAAUUUAUUUGUGUGGCAGAGAAUUUUGGCUUCUCGUUUAUUUGUUUUAAUUUCAUUGGUCUUAUUUUAA
This is a messenger RNA of Protopolystoma xenopodis, 504 nucleotides long. NCBI's taxonomy places the organism in Eukaryota, Metazoa, Platyhelminthes, Monogenea, Polystomatidea, Polystomatidae. The record is from the annotation of a GenBank genome assembly.